GUCCGCAUAAGAAGGGUUAUAUAUGGUGCUCCUUGUCCCUGAUAACUAAUCCGAGAUGAACAAUCUUAAUCACUAUUUCGAUUUGCUGCAUUAUUCCGUGUGCGCCCUCGUCCAGGCCACUGCCAACAAAAAGCACCACUCGAAGAAGAUCAUGGCAUUACUCUGUCACCGUAGAUUAGACUUGGAGGUUGUCGAUCAAUAUGACGAAGGCGUCCGGAUCCCACCCGCGGACAUGGGCUCUCCACGGUCUGCAGCACGUAAAAGCUGUCGACGUCGCAUGCGAUCGAGGUAGGCGUGCGGAGAUGGAGGACGGGUGGUGUCUCCAGGAUCACUUGCUAGAUGAUAUGGAAGUAAAAGGCACGUCAUCGACACCCCCACUUAUUCCUGCAAGCUGUUGUGGUUUUGUCGUGGAUGGUCAGAGGGGAACGGCGUGUGCCGAGUAUGUGUAGGCAAAGUUGAUGCCAUACAUUAACGCAGAACUGCAUGAAGUGUAUCGUGGGAUUUUGAGCGGCGUGGAGCAUGAAAGAAGAGUCCACCAUGAUGUCAUCUCUGCAGGCGAUCGACAGCAAUCUACGUCAUCAAGCUCCCCCCGAGGUUCAGAGGCUUCCAGGAGUUUAGCUCUGCAGCGAAGUCAAGAGCUCGUAGCAGAGUCACUAGGUCGUGCAUUUCAAGUCUGCGACAAGGGGAUUUGUGACUUUCAUGUACCUGGUGCUGCUAGUACGUGCGGACUCGUACUUUUCUUGGACCUGCCUUCCCAGCAGCCGUUAUCUCCACAUUAUGCGCAGCAUUCACCAGCGCAGGCUGGAGGCGAUGUGAAACUCGAUGUUUAUGCCAUAGAUUAGAGAUUGAUAGUGCUAAAGAGAACAAACAGGAGUGGGGUCGUCAGCAAAUGAUGCAUCGACACAUUCACACGUUUUGAAUAUCUCAACUUUAAUUUGGUUCCUGA
Molecule: messenger RNA, 946 nt
Organism: Amoebophrya sp. A25
Lineage: Eukaryota; Dinophyceae; Syndiniales; Amoebophryaceae
Source: the annotation of a GenBank genome assembly